This is a messenger RNA of Colius striatus (speckled mousebird), 1753 nucleotides long. It is a transcript of the gene DPH3, whose product is annotated as diphthamide biosynthesis 3. The coding region runs from base 58 to 306 and encodes 82 amino acids. Gene Ontology annotation, molecular function: metal ion binding. Gene Ontology annotation, biological process: protein histidyl modification to diphthamide. The record is from RefSeq and is a predicted model, not a curated record. The transcript has 3 exons. Lineage: Eukaryota; Metazoa; Chordata; Aves; Coliiformes; Coliidae.
CCCGGGCCGCGCGUGCGCCGCUGCGUCCCUUCCGGCCCGGUCUCCCGCCCCGGCGCUAUGGCCGUGUUCCACGACGAGGUGGAGAUUGAGGACUUCGAGUACGACGAGGAGACGGAGACCUAUAGCUACCCGUGCCCCUGCGGGGACCGCUUCCUCAUCACGCGGGAGGACCUGGAGAACGGCGAGGAUGUGGCCACCUGCCCCAGCUGCUCCCUCAUCCUGCGUGUCAUUUACGACCAGGAGCAGUUCAUGCGUGAUGAAGUCAUUGCAGAACCUUUGACAAACAAGGAAUUGAUUAAGUGCUGAUACACACAUCAUGAACUGUUGCUGCUUUAGAGUAAGAAAGUAUGGGGAUGGCAACUAUGGAAAGACGUGGUCCUCCUGCUGGAAGUGCUCGCUGCUGUGAGAUACAGAUGCAAUAACUGGCUGCCUUCAUAAUUUGAAAAUUUGCUGCAAUGUCAACAUGUGAAUGGGUUUUGUUCAAAAAUGGUUGUGCAUUUUAGAAAGUAUCUUAAGUUGCCAUGGAUAUUCCAGAGGACCUGAGGAUUAUGGUCCUAAUGGACAGCAAGUCAAUAUGCAAAAGAAGUGUGCAGAGUUGUGAAGUUGUAACAUUUGCCUAAGGGUGGCUUCUCAGCCUGUGAACAAAAGCAGGCUUCAUGUGGGUAUAUGCCAGUGUGAAAUGGCAUAGAGAGCUAAAAUGUUGGGAGCCAAAAUGUAGAAGUCCAUAGGAUGCAAUGGAUACCAAAUUACAGUUUGGACCUGGUACCAGCCAGGAUGUGGGCUCAGGUACUUCCAGCCCUUACUGAAUAUGGGGAAAAAUGAGACCCAGAACCAACACUAUUGCUAAUUUGCUUUUACUAUUGUAAGCACAAAGGAAAUGCAGUUGUAUUUAUAGCCGCAGGAACAACACCUGAGUUGGGGAAAAUUUGUUUCCUAAGUUGCAGUUGUUUUGAAACAGUUUUUGUACCUUUUAAUCCACUGACUCUCUGACAUAAUAGUGGUAUUUUUGUGGGAUUGUGUGAAAUGAAACAAAAGUCAAACUUUUUUUACCCUUGCAAAGCCACUGACAUGCAAACAGACUGAAAUAGAAGUGACUUGUCAUUUACUUGCAUUUUCUCAACAGCUUUGUGAUUUGACUGUUGCAGCAAAUAUAAACUGGGCUCCAGCUCUUUGUGCCAUUCAUAGUACAUUUGCUGAAUUUCUCAGUCUUCCUCCACUAGGUUCUGUUCCUUCCUGGAUAGGAGAUGCACACUGUAAAGUAGAAAAAAGUUGACAGAAUGUACUACAGAGCACGUCCAUUCCAAGACUACUUCUUGAAUUACAAGCCACUGCAUUUGUAUUUCAAAUUACAGUCAGUCAUAUAUUUUAGUAAGAUUUGACAUCUGUGAAGAUAAAUUUGGGGGCAAAAUACUUGUGCAGCAUUUAUAUAGUUAUUUUACUCCAGGCACUAAAGAUGAGCAAGUUUUACUGAAUGCUUGCAUUAAACUAUUUUUCUUCUUACAACGUUCUGUGAAGGUUGAAGAUGAGCGUUCUAAUUAAUAAAAAAAACCCAAACCAAUCCACCCAUCCCCCUUCACUUUGAAGUUUUGAAUGCAAGAUGUACAACCCAAAGUGUUUUCAUGCCUAAACCAGAAGAUGGCACUCAUGUUGUUUCAGUAUCUGCUUCGGAAAAAACCUAGCUGGGGUACUAUUGUUAACUAUGCCAUAUGAAAUAUUUAUUUUGACUAUUUAAAUAAAGAUAUUUAAGACUGCA